Nicotiana tabacum (common tobacco) is the source of this 791-nucleotide messenger RNA. RefSeq lists its product as uncharacterized. The record is from RefSeq and is a predicted model, not a curated record. NCBI's taxonomy places the organism in Eukaryota, Viridiplantae, Streptophyta, Magnoliopsida, Solanales, Solanaceae.
UUUCGCCUCUUGAUUUCCCCAUUAUAAUUCUCUUCCUCUUCCUCCAAUCAUUCACCUUCUCUCUCUGCCUCAUCAAUGGCUUUAUCUCAAAAGUCACAACUCUUGUUUUGCUCUCUCCUCUUCAUCUUCUUCUCCCAAUCUCUGUCCUUCAAUCGUAGCCGUCCAAAUAAAGAUGAUGAUAUCCAUGAUCUCCUUCCUUCCUACAACCUUCCAAAGGGACUUCUCCCAAACAAUGUGAAAUCCUACACUCUUUCUCCUAAAGACAAUUCCUUUACAGUCCAACUCACACACCCUUGUUAUGUACAGUUCCAAGAUCAACUUGUUUACUACCAAAAAGAAAUCAGAGGGAAAAUGAGUUAUGGACAGGUUUCUGAUGUCUCUGGAAUCCAAGCUAAGAAGUUGUUCGUGUGGGUCCCUGUAACAGGGAUUAAUGUUGAUGAGGAGUCUCAUAUGAUUGAAUUCCAUGUUGGGUUUUUGUCUGAGAAGUUGCCUGCUAAGGAUUUUGAGACUAUUCCCACUUGUAAGAAUAAUAGGUGCCAAGAUUCUCUCCUUUCUUCAAUAUGAUGAGGACGAACGGAGCUCUGAGGCUUGUGAAGAAUGAAAUAUUGAUUUUGCUUAAGAAAUAGUAAAUGUUACCUGUAUGUGGAGUCUAUGUACUAUUCUAAAGUUUUCACAUUCACAGAAAUUGGAAUGUAUAGUUCAUGUUAUCACACCAGAGGAAAUCUUCCUUAAUAGAAACAGAAGAAGGGACUUCUAUGCUCUAUCUUUGGUGUUUGUUCUUCUUAGUUCAA